AUGAGGCCAAUCAGAUACGAUAAGAGGCGGGACAAAGUGGAUGGAUGACUGGAGUUUCCCUUGCGGUCUGAAGAUUAAUGGAAGAGGUCUGUUGAUCUAAAGAAUCGACUAUCAGGUGGUCGGUCCCAGGAUUUUGUUGCACCUCACGACUGAUCAAGAAACGAAUGGAACCAUAUCAAUUUAAAUAUCCGAUUGCAGGAAAAACGAGUCAACCGGAUAUAAAUUCUCUCACCUAAAUAUCAACUGACAAGGCCUGAGACAGCACCUGGUUUAUUAAGGCCAGGACCCGAAAUGCUAACGUUAACUUGCUAGUUAAAAACAAAAAAGCAUCUUUCGACGAUUUGCAUCGGGACCGGACAUUGGAGAAAAUUACGUGGCUUCUGGAAUAAAGAAGAAACCGAGUGACACCCGCAGGAUUCGUCGGGGCUGUGUUGGAAAUUUGUUUGCUAACGUCAGUAAGCUGAUAUCCGCUGGCUAUCUCCCCGAGCUAACGCGCUAGCUUAGCUAACCUCAGCAGUUAGUUUUAGCUGCAGACUUGAAGACGCUCUCUCUCAACUGGACUUUUUCCGAACUCACAAUUCAACGAAAAACUGUUGGAGGAAAAUUUUACCACCUGGCUUUUCUAAUAAUGAUAGCUGUCAGCUAGUAGCCAGCUGUCAACUUCGUUGAGUCCUACGACUUCGUUAGCGGAGCACGUUAACUAGGCGACUUCCAAGAAAAAGUCAUUCGGAGCCAAGAGACCCCACCAUCAGGCUGCAAUCAUGGGCAACACGCCCACCGCGAAGAAAGGCAAUGAAAUGGAAAGUGUGAAGGAGUUUCUUGCCAAAGCCAAAGAAGAUUUCCUGAAAAAAUGGGAGAAUCCAGCUCAGCAAACUGCAGCGUUGGAUCACUUUGAGCGUUUGAAGACCUUAGGCACUGGCUCAUUUGGGCGCGUCAUGUUGGUUAAACACAAAGAGACAGGACAGCAUUUUGCUAUGAAGAUACUUGACAAACAAAAGGUAGUGAAACUGAAACAGAUAGAACACACACUGAACGAGAAACGUAUCCUGCAAGCCGUCAAUUUCCCCUUCCUGGUGCGACUGGAACACUCGUUUAAGGAUAACAGUAAUCUGUAUAUGGUGAUGGAGUAUGUGCCUGGGGGAGAAAUGUUCUCACAUUUAAGGAGGAUUGGUAGAUUUAGUGAACCACACGCCCGCUUCUACGCAGCCCAGAUUGUACUGACAUUUGAGUACCUUCACUCCCUGGAUCUCAUCUACCGAGAUCUGAAGCCAGAGAACCUUCUGAUUGAUCAGCAAGGCUACAUACAGGUAACAGAUUUCGGAUUUGCAAAAAGAGUGAAAGGCCGAACCUGGACGCUUUGUGGGACUCCAGAGUAUCUGGCGCCAGAGAUCAUCCUCAGUAAAGGUUACAAUAAGGCGGUGGACUGGUGGGCUCUGGGGGUUCUGAUAUAUGAGAUGGCUGCUGGCUAUCCUCCCUUCUUCGCGGACCAGCCCAUUCAGAUUUAUGAAAAGAUUGUAUCGGGGAAGGUUCGUUUCCCGUCCCACUUCAGCUCAGACCUGAAGGAUCUGUUGAGAAAUUUGCUGCAGGUGGACCUGACCAAACGCUUCGGCAACCUCAGGAAUGGAGUCAACGAUAUCAAGAGUCACAAGUGGUUUGCUACCACAGAUUGGAUUGCCAUCUACCAGAGAAAGGUGGAAGCUCCUUUUAUCCCAAAGUGCAAAGGUCCUGGUGAUACGAGCAACUUCGAUGAUUACGACGAAGAGGAAAUCCGAGUUUCCUUCACAGAGAAGUGUGCAAAGGAGUUUGCAGAGUUUUAGACUCCAACCACGAGUAGCAGAGUGAGGGACAGAGAUUUAGAACGUGUACGGGGAUCCAAAUACAGGAAACACUAGGUUGGACUGACAACUUGCUCAUUUGUAGUGAAGAAAACAAUGUAAAAUCAUCCUCUACCCCAGCUUCCCUACCCCCCCCCCCAAAUUGGUAAGACAGGCAAAGUGAAGAAAGCUCUACAGAACCAGCAGUGUUGCCUUUUCUAAUUGUCUCUUUGCUAUUCAUUUAUUUCUCCCUCCUGUGUUUGUGACUGGGCCUGGACAAGGACAAGCAUAGUUCAGCUACAAUUGUAUCUUUCUGGAGGCAUAAUGACACAUUCGCAGUCUUUUUAAAGGCGGAGGCACUGAUUUUUUUUUUUUUAUUUUAAUUUUUUUUUUUCUUCUGUGAUGGUACUGAGUUUGUUCGGCUCCUUUUUGAAUGGGCCCACUCUACAAGCUUUUAACAACUGUAGAGUGAUUGUUGUAUCCUGUCAGCCUGUUUCCCUCCAUCUCUCCAACCUGACUCUGUCCAAGCAAUACCAAGUCCAACAGAUGUGCCUAUCAUAAUGCCAACUGGUUGGAAAAACUGUGUCUAGUCGGUGCAGAGUUUUGGCUAUGGCUAUGUUGACCCUCAUGGCCAUUUGAUUGAAAGCUUGAAACCUGUCUGCAUCUGCCUUUGUCUGCUCAAUGUGGCAUGAUUAAUGGGUGGAUGAUGAACUUAACUGCUUGCAUUCGAAGCAGUUGGGACCUAUUUGAUCAGAGUGAAAAUUAUUUAUCACAGUAGACUUCAUCUAGGUCUUAAUCCUUUGGGGGACCUGAGAGAAGUAAACGUGAGGUCUGCAUUUAAGUCUGUCUUUCUCUUAGAUGAAUUUACUAGAGCAUUUUACAACUACUAUUGGUGAUCAUUUUGUCCUUUUUAUGUCAAUCUCUGUGCUUGUGUGUUACUUAGUGCUCUAGGGUGGGUUUAUAAGCCGUGGUUUAGCAGCUGCUAACGUUGUGGUCACACUCCUGAUGAUUAUUUGUUUGAUUAAUUUUCAUAACCAAACAUAGGAAACUCCAUCUUUUCCACAUCGUCUCUUAGCUGUACAACCGAGAUAUAAUUUUGUCAACUGUAGAUUGCGGUUGUCUACAUGUAACUGAUGGUGGAUAUAAAUACGCAAAAACAGUAGCAAAACUUUUUAACACGGCGUGCAUGGCAUUUUUGUACAAUAUCACUUUCAAAGAGAGAGAACUAGAGGAUUUAUCUGAGCUAAGGUAUUUGAGAUUAUGGAUAAGAUGUUUAAUAUUCAAAUUACAUGUAAUGAUUUAUUGAACAUGGACGAAGACCCAGUGAAAUGCGUCAGCCUUACUGGGCCUUGCUCAGCUUUCACUUGUAGGGCGGACAUUUGCAGAUUACUUUCACUGAUGUUGAUAUUUUUGCUUUUACUUCUUUUUUUUCUCCCCUUUCUUCCUUGAACACUGUCGCAUGGUUUAACUGCCCAGCCAAAUUUGGGGGGCUUGUUUUGAGGUUGUUGUUUGGUUACCAGCUUCCUUUGUUUCAAAUUCAACUAAGGAAGCCGAUCUGGAGCUCUCCCCUUUUUUGCCAAGUUUAUUUCUGUGGAUGCAAGACAAUCACAGACCAAAUCUUAGUGCUGGUUUGUUGACUGAACCCAUUGUUUUGUUUUGAAGGAUGUAAGCUCUCACCAACCUGCCCCUCAUUGGCCCGAGGUGCUAGACUUUGUCCAUCUCACUGCAGAAGCUUCUGUGAAUUGUUUGAUUUACAUCAAUCUAUUUGUCAGAGUCUUGUAACAUGACAGUUCUAGAAUGUUUGUGACUACAUGAUUUCAGUAGGCAAGAGUAAUUGUUUGGCAGUGUCUUAAUGUAAUUGAGAUCAACCACAGGAUACCUUUUGAAUGUCUUGGUAAGGAGAUGUUUCAGUGCUGUUUGGAAACCUGAUGUGUAUUUAAUUUUUUUAUAUAACGUGUUUCUUUGGUGAGCUUGGUUUUCUUGCAUGUUGUACAGCAGAAUAAUGGAAAGACCUCUGGACCUGAGACAUCUCUGAGAAAAAUCAUUGUUUCUGGAGCUAACAGUCUGUAUAAUCUUUUUCUUUUUGUUUGUUUUUUUUCUUGGACAUUACACUAAAUUAGGCCGCGUGUCAUUGACAUGAUUUGUCUGAAUAAUGAAGCACUUGCCGCGCAUUUUCUAAUCAGUUUCAAUAAUUUGUGCUUACUCUGUAUACCUUUGUAUUUUAAAGGAAGCACAUGUAAUAGUUUUUCAUCUUUUGACAAACGGCUAAAUCAGAGUUUGAGAUAUAGAAGACGAAUCGACUUGAUCCACUCCAGACACUAAAGACAUUAAACUUCUUUUUGUUACACUUUUUCUCACACAAACUUUGUCAGCUGUCUCAUUCUUUUUUACCAGCUAGACACUAUCAACUGAUCUGUGCUACAUUACUUUUGUCUCCUGUUUGCCUUCUAUUUCCACACACUUUAUUCAAGCAUAACACUUUUUACAUCUGAGCUGUUUUGCGUUCAUAUUUUCUAAUUGUAUUUUCAGAAAAACAAGGAAAAAAAGCAAAAACAAAACAUCAACCUUUUUUUCCUCAUGACCUGGGUACAGUGCUUGUGUAGUCUAUUGUACCUUUUUGGGAAACAAUACUGUAUAUCUUUGCCUUUGACAGUCUUAACUAUCUUACCCUCUGGAGAACUUGAGAGAUACCCUUAGAACACAAUGAGUAUGUUUAAAAAAAUAUAAACAAAGUAAUAUUUUGCAAAAUGUAUCAUUCCAAUAAAGUUUUACUUGUUAAGACUAAAA
Gambusia affinis (western mosquitofish) is the source of this 4601-nucleotide messenger RNA. It is a transcript of the gene prkacaa, whose product is annotated as protein kinase, cAMP-dependent, catalytic, alpha, genome duplicate a. The transcript is spliced from 10 exons. Gene Ontology annotation, molecular function: cAMP-dependent protein kinase activity; ATP binding; protein kinase A regulatory subunit binding. Gene Ontology annotation, biological process: peptidyl-serine phosphorylation. Gene Ontology annotation, cellular component: cAMP-dependent protein kinase complex; nucleus. NCBI's taxonomy places the organism in Eukaryota, Metazoa, Chordata, Actinopteri, Cyprinodontiformes, Poeciliidae. The record is from RefSeq and is a predicted model, not a curated record. Bases 762 to 1817 code for a protein of 351 amino acids.